AACCUCUGAAUUUUCUUGCCAAAUUGAUGGAUGCUGCCAGGUUUUCAACACCUUGGAGAGCUAUGAACAUCAUUACAACAUGCUGCACAGGAAUGUGUGUUCUUCUUGCAAACGAGCCUUCCCUUCAACGCAUUUGUUAGAUGUUCACAUUUUGGAGUGGCAUGAUUCCCUUUUCCAGAUAAUGGCAGAGAAGCAGAAUAUGUACCAGUGCUUGGUGGAAAGCUGUCCAGAGAAAUUCAAGAGCAGCAAAGACCGCAAGGAUCACUUAAUCACAGUUCAUCAGUAUCCAUCUAAUUUUCGCUUUGAUAAAUCCCUGAAAGCGCAAAG
Thamnophis sirtalis is the source of this 327-nucleotide messenger RNA. The record is from RefSeq and is a predicted model, not a curated record. Lineage: Eukaryota; Metazoa; Chordata; Lepidosauria; Squamata; Natricidae.